AUGGCUCCCAUUGCCUUGGUGUCUGUGGUACUGCUUGUCUACAGCACAGCAGUCUGUGUCUAUGAGGAGAAUGACCUAGUAGUACUGACUACUGCUAGUCGGCUCAGGGAGGAGAUCAGGAGUGAGCUGAACCAAGCUGGAGACUUUCUGCUGACAAAGAUCUCCCAAUUCUUCAUUCCUGGCUACACUCCCAGUCACCCUGCCUCCUCCUGCAAGGAGAUCCUCCAGCUGGCCCCACAGUCUCCCUCGGCUCUCUACUGGAUCAGUGGAACUGACAACAAACCCUGUCAAAUGUACUGUGACAUGGAGAGGAGCUGCAACGGUGUAGCUGGAGGCUGGAUGAGGGUGGCCUCUAUCAACAUGAACGACACUAAC
Molecule: messenger RNA, 375 nt
Organism: Geodia barretti
Lineage: Eukaryota; Metazoa; Porifera; Demospongiae; Tetractinellida; Geodiidae
Source: the annotation of a GenBank genome assembly